AUGACUUCUAACUUGUUUCUACCACAAUCCAAAGGCUCAACAGUCGAUGUAUCCAUUAUACAUGGUGGACGUACUACUGUUCCCACUUUAUACGUCUUCCAGAACAAGAUCCCUGGACACGAUGUACUGGAUAUUCCUUGUUACAGCUUCUUGAUCGAGAAUAAGAAGCAGGGAAAGAAAGUCCUCUUCGAUCUCGGUAUCAUGAAAGCAUGGAAAGAGAAACAGCCACCACAAAUCCUCGGUCAAAUUGAGUUCGCCAAGGCUGUCAUGGACAUCGACAAGGAUGUGACUGAGCAGCUAAGCGAAUCCAAAGUUGCCCUGGAAUCAAUCGAUUCCAUCAUUUGGUCCCAUCACCACAUUGACCAUACCGGUGACCCGUCAUUGUUUCCAGCGUCCACGGCCCUCGUCGUCGGGCCCGGGUUUAAGAGCAAUAAAACAACCUUCCCUGGUUAUCCUGAAAAUCCAGAGGCUUUAGUAGCGAAUGAUGCAUUUUUGGGGCGUGAGCUCAUUGAGCUUGAUUUCUCGACUGAUCUUAAAAUCGGUGGAUUUCCAGCAGUCGACUACUUUGGCGACGGGGGUUUCUAUAUUUUGCAGGCACAAGGGCAUACCCAUGACCAUAUUUCUGCACUUGCCCGUACGUCUGACGACAAGUUCGUAUUUCUCGGUGGAGACGUCGCCCAUCAUCCAGGCGAAUAUCGCCCAACCGCGCAUCUCCCACUUCCAGAGAGCGUCCAGCCUUCUCCAUUUGCUAUUAAUACACUGACUUCGUCAUGCCCUGGUGCAUUGUUUGAAGAAUGUCAUCCGGCGAAAGGGACUAGUAAAGAUUACCGAACGACGCCAUUCUACGAGCUGAACCCGGCCAUGAACGUGUCUCUUCCGGACGCCAUUGAGUCCGUAAACAAGAUGGAAGCUUUUGACGCCUCCCCUAAUGUCUUUGUUGUAAUUGCUCAUGACACGAGCUUGCUGGAUGUUCUACCUUUCUUCCCGAAGACUAUCAACAACUGGGAUUCUGCCAACUACAAAUCUAUUGGCACGUGGAGAUUUUUGAAGGACUUUGGGGGGGCCAUCAAAUCGUAA
This is a messenger RNA of Talaromyces rugulosus, 1077 nucleotides long. RefSeq lists its product as uncharacterized. The coding region runs from base 1 to 1077 and encodes 358 amino acids. Lineage: Eukaryota; Fungi; Ascomycota; Eurotiomycetes; Eurotiales; Trichocomaceae. The transcript is spliced from 3 exons. The record is from RefSeq and is a predicted model, not a curated record.